Molecule: messenger RNA, 7625 nt
Organism: Apus apus (common swift)
Lineage: Eukaryota; Metazoa; Chordata; Aves; Apodiformes; Apodidae
Gene: TNKS2
Product: tankyrase 2
Exons: 41
Coding region: 2084-5458 (1124 amino acids)
Biological process (GO): protein localization to ciliary inversin compartment
Cellular component (GO): cytoplasm; nucleus; ciliary inversin compartment
Molecular function (GO): NAD+ poly-ADP-ribosyltransferase activity; protein binding
Source: RefSeq, a predicted model, not a curated record
UAUUAGAUCUAUCUAUUGUGCUCUAGCUAUUAACUUCUGUGGUUGCUCUUGUUAAACAUAAAAUAGCCCCCACUUCACUUCUGUAUUGAUUUGAUCUCAGUCUUUUCUUUCUGAAAAUAUUUUGGUUCGGUGGCUAAAGCAAAAUAUUAAUCAUGUUUAGUAGUACUUCCUGAAAUGCUCCCUCCUGCUCACAGGGCAGGCAUGACCAAAGAGGGGGACAGAAGGAGCUGGCAAUGGGAAAGCAUUCUUCCAAGCAUGCAGCAGGAGUUCCUGAGCAAGCACAAAUGAGAAGGGAAAUGGCUGACAAGAUAUACAUGCACCUUGUAGGCUCCCAGGUAACUCCUCCAAAUAACGUCUGCAUAAAUGGAAGCUGCUGCAGAUUUUGUUCUUGUAAGGGUUAGGACUGUCAGAAGUCCAGUGGUUACCCCCUCUUUGGCAGAUGCAAUAGAUGGAAGUGGAGAUACAGUUAAGCAGAAGAGGCAACAAAAACAGGUUUUGCCCAUUGCCUCUUCUCUGGUCACAGUCCUGCCUUCGCAGAGAAGUGUCUGACUCGUACUUCUUUACUCCUUACCACUACCAUCAGAGAGGACACAAAUCAUCCUUCUGAAACCAGAUCUGAACAGUUGUGGAGCUGGUCACUCAGCCCAAAGGAGGUUUCAUGCAGGAAAACUCUUUCCAGUCUUGCUGAAGUGUUGGUAAUCCUGCUGUCUGAGAAGACCCUUCAAACAUGUUAUGAGAGACCAUUUUUAGGACAUACAAGUGGUCCUAACUCUUCUCAGUUGCUGGGGUCUCCCUUCUACCAGGAGACUGCUCCUGUAUACUGGGAUUAUACACUGCCCUGGUAUCCUUCCUGAACAAAGAUAACGAGACUUCUGAAAGUGACAUCAUCCAGCAAUUCAGACACCCAGUCUUUCAGAAGAUUAUGCCAGGUCUCUGUGCUUCUUGGCUGUCCUCCCCCACAGGUCCAGAAAGGAAGAAAGGAGCUAUGUUGCAGUUGAGAAUAUCAGGAGUUGAAUGGCCUUUGGCAUUUAAUUUAAGCCUUUUCAAGCAAAGAUAAGCAAACACUUCCUCAGAGCAAAGUUAAGUCACAACCACAUUUAUAGCAAAAAAAUGUCCAAAGAGAAGUAAAAUAAAUCUCCAUUACAGUUGCAUAUUAAUGCAUACCCUGAAAAAUUAUUGCUGUUUGCAGGGUAGGAGAGCAAUGCUAGCUCAAUGCUCUUACAGUGUGCAAUUUAACAGGGAAGUUUUUUAUUUUACUUUCGGUUUGAGACUAAAAUCAAUUGGUAGACCAAAGGCAAAAUACUGGGUUUACUAGAAGACAGAAAACACACACCUCCUUUUGUCUAGCAUGUAUUGGGUUCCUGAAGCAUCACUCCACACCUGUGAAUGAAGCAGAUCUCUAACAAGAGUAUCUGUGAUAACACACAGACACAGUGCUCCAUUAGAUGAGGGGACAGUGCUGUCACACAAGAUUUACAACAGCCUUUUUUUUUUUUUGGCUUGAAGUGAGCUCUUCUGUUCAAUAUUUGCUCUCUGCUGCUCAGACUAAUAUUUGUAAAUGUGUAUUAUCUCUGAGGUUGGGCAGCAGGUUUCUAUCAAUGUGACUGUAAUGCAAAUAGUAAUUAUUCAGGUACAUAGCAAAGCUAGUGAAGUCCAAACUGAGUUGACCCUGUGAGACUUUGAAAAUUUAAAAUCAGUGAUUUAUCCAUUGGAAUACAGUGAACAGAAGUCUUCUUAAGUCCUAACAGAAGGUUAUUUUCUUUCAGAGCCCUUUGGUGAACUUUGAAAAUUCCUAAUGAUUAAGAAUAUACACCAAGAAAACUUGUCCUAGGAAACUCCACUGGUGUUUUAGGGAUUUAUUCAAUACUCGCACAAUGCAUGCCCACAUGGAGAAAUUACUGCUGUUGACCAGGAGUCUUUUCCAAAGAAAACAGAUUGUAAACAACAUUCAUGUUGUUUCUCAUACAUAGAACACAAGGAAAACAUCUUUGCUGUGAGAAAGCCUCUAUACAGAUUGCAGGAUUUUCUUUAUCAUUCCUUGUUCCAAAUACAGCAGUUCUGGAAAUGAUUCUCCCCCACAUAUAUGAUUUCAGCCAUCUAUGGAAGGUACUGUGUAACUGUGAUCUUGAGAGGGAUCAUGAGGCAACAUUUCAACAGUCAAGGUUUUGGUCGGAAGGAUGUAGUCGAGUAUUUACUUCAAAGCGGUGCCAAUGUCCACGCGCGAGAUGAUGGAGGCCUUAUUCCUCUUCACAACGCUUGCUCCUUUGGUCAUGCUGAAGUUGUCAAUCUCCUCUUGCGACAUGGUGCAGAUCCUAAUGCUCGGGAUAAUUGGAAUUACACUCCCCUUCAUGAAGCUGCCAUUAAGGGCAAGACAGAUGUCUGCAUUGUACUCCUGCAGCACGGUGCUGAACCAACUAUCCGGAACACAGAUGGAAGAACAGCUUUGGAUUUAGCAGACCCAUCUGCAAAAGCAGUGCUGACUGGUGAAUACAAGAAAGAUGAGCUCUUAGAAAGCGCCAGAAGUGGAAACGAAGAAAAGAUGAUGUCUCUUCUUACACCAUUAAAUGUUAACUGUCAUGCAAGUGAUGGCAGAAAGUCUACUCCUUUACAUUUAGCAGCUGGGUAUAACCGUGUAAAAAUAGUCCAGCUUUUACUGCAACAUGGGGCUGAUGUACAUGCUAAGGAUAAAGGAGAUUUGGUGCCACUUCACAAUGCCUGUUCCUAUGGUCAUUAUGAAGUAACAGAGCUUCUAGUAAAGCAUGGAGCAUGUGUGAAUGCAAUGGAUCUGUGGCAGUUCACCCCUCUGCAUGAAGCAGCUUCUAAGAACAGGGUGGAAGUAUGUUCUCUUUUGUUAAGUUAUGGUGCUGACCCAACACUGUUGAACUGUCACAACAAAAGCACCAUUGAUUUGGCUCCAACACCCCAAUUAAAAGAACGAUUAGCAUAUGAAUUCAAAGGUCACUCACUGCUACAGGCUGCAAGAGAAUCAGAUGUAGCUCGUAUAAAGAAACAUCUUUCUUUGGAGACAGUGAACUUCAAGCAUCCUCAAACGCAUGAAACAGCAUUGCACUGUGCUGCCGCUUCUCCGUAUCCAAAGAGAAAACAAGUGUGUGAAUUGCUGCUGAGAAAAGGAGCCAACAUCAAUGAAAAAACAAAAGACUUCUUGACUCCUCUGCAUGUGGCAUCAGAAAAGGCUCAUAAUGAUGUCAUUGAAGUAGUUGUGAAACAUGAAGCUAAGGUUAAUGCAUUAGAUAAUCUUGGCCAGACCUCUCUUCAUAGAGCAGCACAUUGUGGUCAUCUUCAGACCUGCAGGUUGCUGUUGAGUUCUGGAUGUGAUCCUUCCAUUGUCUCUCUGCAGGGCUUUACAGCCUUACAAAUGGGGACUGAAAGUGUUCAACAACUUCUUCAAGAAGGUAUCCCAUUAGGAAAUUCCGAUGCAGAUCGACAGUUGCUGGAGGCUGCAAAGGCUGGAGACGUGGAUACUGUAAAAAAACUAUGUACAGUUCAGAGUGUGAACUGCAGAGAUAUUGAAGGACGUCAGUCUACACCUCUUCAUUUUGCAGCUGGAUAUAACAGGGUGUCUGUUGUUGAGUAUCUUCUUCAGCAUGGAGCGGAUGUACAUGCAAAAGAUAAGGGAGGACUUGUCCCUUUACAUAAUGCUUGCUCAUAUGGUCACUAUGAAGUGGCAGAACUUCUGGUUAAACAUGGUGCAGUUGUCAAUGUAGCUGACUUGUGGAAAUUCACUCCUUUGCAUGAAGCUGCAGCAAAAGGAAAAUAUGAGAUUUGCAAACUCCUGUUACAGCAUGGAGCUGACCCUACAAAGAAAAACCGAGAUGGAAAUACUCCUCUAGACCUUGUUAAAGAUGGUGAUACUGAUAUUCAGGACCUACUGAGGGGAGAUGCAGCCCUGCUAGAUGCUGCGAAGAAAGGUUGUUUGGCCCGAGUCAAAAAGCUGUGUUCACCAGACAAUGUCAACUGUCGGGACACGCAAGGACGGCACUCAACACCACUACAUUUAGCAGCUGGUUACAACAAUUUGGAGGUUGCAGAGUAUCUGUUACAGCAUGGAGCAGAUGUGAAUGCACAGGAUAAAGGAGGUUUGAUUCCUCUGCAUAAUGCGGCAUCUUAUGGGCAUGUUGAUGUAGCAGCUUUACUUAUAAAGUAUAAUGCAUGUGUGAAUGCUACGGACAAAUGGGCUUUCACACCUCUGCAUGAAGCAGCCCAGAAAGGAAGGACACAGCUUUGUGCCUUGUUACUGGCGCAUGGGGCUGAUCCUACUCUGAAGAACCAAGAAGGACAAACGCCAUUGGACCUGGUCACUGCAGAUGAUGUCAGCGCAUUAUUGACCGCAGCGAUGCCUCCUUCCGCCUUACCGACUUGCUACAAGCCUCAGGUUAUAAGUGUGUCUCAGACUACAGGUUCUACAGCUGAUUCCCUGUCUUCUGUACCAUCCAGUCCAUCCAGUUUAUCUGCUGCAAGUAGUCUUGACAACCUGUCUGGUAGUUUUUCUGAACUUCCUUCUGUUGUUGGUACAAACAGUUCAGAGGGAGCUACUGUUCUGGAGAAGAAAGAAGGUGUAGAUUUUAGCAUAAAUCAGUUUGUGCGGAACCUUGGCCUUGAACAUCUAAUUGACAUUUUUGAAAGAGAACAGAUAACACUGGAUGUUUUGGUUGAAAUGGGACACAAAGAAUUGAAGGAAAUUGGAAUUAAUGCUUAUGGCCAUAGGCAUAAAAUCAUUAAAGGAGUUGAAAGACUAAUUUCUGGACAGCAAGGACUUAACCCAUACCUGACUCUAAAUACGUCAGGUAGUGGAACAAUCCUCAUAGAUCUUUCCACUGAAGAUAAGGAGUUUCAGUCAGUAGAAGAGGAGAUGCAGAGCACUGUCCGAGAGCACAGAGAUGGAGGACAUGCAGGCGGAGUCUUCAAUAGAUACAACAUCUUGAAGAUUCAGAAAGUGUGCAACAAAAAGCUCUGGGAAAGAUACACACACAGAAGGAAAGAAGUCUCUGAAGAGAACCAUAACCAUGCUAAUGAGAGGAUGCUGUUUCAUGGCUCCCCAUUUGUGAAUGCAAUCAUUCACAAAGGCUUUGAUGAGAGACAUGCCUAUAUAGGUGGCAUGUUUGGAGCUGGGAUUUAUUUUGCUGAAAACUCUUCUAAAAGCAAUCAGUAUGUAUAUGGAAUUGGAGGUGGCACUGGAUGUCCAAUUCACAAAGACAGAUCCUGUUAUGUUUGCCACAGGCAAUUGCUGUUUUGUCGUGUAACACUGGGCAAGUCUUUCCUGCAGUUCAGUGCUAUGAAAAUGGCUCAUUCUCCCCCAGGACAUCACUCAGUUACUGGGCGACCCAGUGUAAAUGGAUUGGCAUUGGCAGAAUAUGUCAUUUAUAGAGGAGAGCAGGCUUAUCCCGAAUACUUGAUUACUUACCAGAUUAUGAAACCUGAAGCCACCACUGAAGGUUAAGACAAAUUACUUGUGGGAAACCAUCAGACUUGAGAUGCGAAGAUACCAAUGACUGCCAUCCUGUUAAUUAAUGAGUUGUUGAAAAUCUUUCAUCCACCGGUGGUGUGGUAGCAAAUGUGAACAAAAUAUACCAAUUUUAACUUGAUAAAGCUUUAAUAUGUACAGUAUGUUUUUCUAAAAUUUCAGAAAUGUCCUCUUUUUCAGCACUUUAACAGAUACCAUUCCAGGCAUAAACUGGGGUUUGGCUGUACUAAAUUAUAAACAGAAAUUAACUUGAAACAAUGUUUUUAUACAAAACUACAUUGAAAUUUAGCAGAAAUUUUAAUGCUCUAUACAGGAACUCAUUUUACUAAUAUUGUGUUCUUUAAAACACUGCAUUUACACUGAAAAUGUUUUCAUUUGUAAAACUGUAAAUAAGAGCUUUUGUACUAGCCUGGUAUUUAUUUACAUUGCUUUGUAAUAUAAGUGUUUUACAGCUGCAGCCUUGUACAAAAUGUUUUUUCCAGAUGUUGGUUUGUUCAUCUGUGUUUUCUCAUGCACAGUAGAUUUGAAAAGCCAAUUUUUUUUCAGGGUCUAUCGUUUAAUUAUGAGGGUGAAAGCAAAUUUUGUCUGAAGAGGUGUAGAAAUACCUAACUUCAGAUUGAAUAGGCAAAUUUUUGUUCUGUGUUUUUUAAUUUAUGAAAUACACAUUCCUGAGAAUUAUGGGCUAUAAAAAUAGAAUACUGAAAAUAGAAUACAGCUGAAUACUGAAGUUUUUUUCCAGCUACUUUCUAGAGUUGCAGGUUUUAUUUCUGUAAAAUGUCUUCUGGAGUUUUUUAUUUAACUAUAGGUAUAGUUAACCUGUAUCCUUACUUCAAGGCUAGCAGACCUUGCAAGUUACAGUUUUAGUAAAUUAUUUUCUUUGAAUGUAGUUGGAAAAUUAACCUCAAGGAGGUCUUUCUUGAGUUCUUCUUGCUUACAUUUAAGCCAGGAAGUUAAGUAGUUUAUUCCUAAUAUGAGGGUAAACAACUUGGCCUUUUUUUAUGCUUAUUUGGUAAAUUAAUCUACCUUUUGGUGUCCUCAGGGUAUGAGUAUUGCGAGGUGAAAAUGUUAAAACCAUCCUGUCAUCUCUGGUGUUUUUCCAUGCUAACGUUCAAGCUGUAGUUGAAGCAGGUGCAUAGCAGCGUGUUUUGUCUGCAGUGCUGUUAGCUGAGUGCAGCUGGUCAGGGUGCAGGGCUCGAGCUGUGCUUACACAGCAGGGUGAGCAGCUCUUCCCCAGCAGCAGCAGCUGCCUUCAUUAUCCCUGGUAAGACCGCCAGUGGGGAGGAAGUGUACAAAAGGUACAGCCCCCUGUUCAAGUCUCAUUUUUAUUUCCUGAAUUCACCCAUUGGUUCAGUCAGCCCUGUGGUAGCUCUCGUGUCUGUUCUGCUUCUCUUCCAUCUGCAGUUUUUACCUACAUAUUUCAAAAAUAUGUAAAUACAAAUUAUAGUUCAUUUGGGUUUAAAGUGGUUAGGAGUAUAUUUUAGUUGUUUUAUAUUUCUACAUACAGGACACUGUCCCAGAAGAUGAUUUGUUUGCAGGGCAUGUGAUCAUACCCAUGGUUUUAAAUGUAGUAACUGGUCAAGAUAAUUAAAUUGCCUUGCUGAUGUGGUGGAUAUGUGAUGAUGCUCGAUGUAAAAAUGUAUUGAACCUUACCCAGUUAUGUGGGGAAUCUGAAUAAUAAGAUUUCGUAACUCUUGCAGAAAGUAAUAUUGGCUAUGAAUAAAAAGCUUUGAUUUUUAGGUACUUUCUGCCAGCAUGUUGCCUGUUCCUUAGGUAUAGUAAUGCUGGAAUUGGUGUUCAUGCAAACUCUAAGUAUGUUUAAAACCUUCUUGUUAUUGCUAAAAUACUUCAUUCUCUCUGAAUGAUCACUUAAUGUCUUGUAAAAUACUGUGGUAUGAUAGCGUUUAAAGUAGUACCACAAUGUUGGUUUUGUCUGGGGAUUUUUUUGAGCUUUUUUUUGCAUGACAUACCUUGCACUUCGAAGAUGAAAGCUGUAAUGAUUUGUUAAUACUGACUGUUGAGGUGAACCUUUAAUCUCUUGUGCAAUUAGUUCUGCUUUACUCAUCUUUAAGUGUCUUUACUUGUACUGUAUAACGUUCCAUAUCCAUUUAACACUAAAUAAAUUUAAUUCACUGGUUUUCUGGUA